AUGCGGACUGGCGGCGGCAGCACGUCGUCUUCCUCUUCCUCGUCGUCAUCCAUGGAUGGCGGUCGCACUAGGAGCUCCGUGGUCGAAGCUGCCCCACCCGCGACGCAAGCGUCCGCGGCGGCCAACGGGCCCGCGGUGCCGGUGGUGGUGAUGGACACGCAGGAGGCUGGGAUCCGGCUCGUGCACGCGCUGCUGGCGUGCGCGGAGGCCGUGCAGCAGGAGAACUUCUCUGCGGCGGACGCGCUGGUGAAGCAGAUCCCCAUGCUGGCCUCGUCGCAGGGCGGUGCCAUGCGCAAGGUGGCCGCCUACUUCGGCGAGGCGCUUGCUCGCCGCGUGUAUCGCUUCCGCCCGACGCCGGACAGCUCCCUCCUCGACGCCGCCGUCGCCGACUUCCUACACGCGCACUUCUACGAGUCCUGCCCCUACCUCAAGUUCGCCCACUUCACCGCGAACCAGGCCAUCCUCGAGGCUUUCGCCGGCUGCCGCCGCGUCCACGUCGUCGACUUCGGCAUCAAGCAUGGGUUGCAGUGGCCGGCUCUUCUCCAGGCCCUCGCCCUCCGCCCUGGCGGGCCCCCAUCGUUCCGACUCACCGGCGUCGGCCCACCGCAGCACGACGAGACCGACGCCUUGCAGCAGGUGGGUUGGAAACUUGCCCAGUUCGCGCACACCAUCCGCGUCGACUUCCAGUACCGUGGCCUCGUCGCCGCCACGCUCGCUGACCUGGAGCCGUUCAUGCUGCAACCGGAGGGCGACGACAAGGAUGAGGAGCCCGAGGUGAUCGCCGUCAACUCAGUGUUCGAGCUGCAUCGGCUGCUCGCGCAGCCCGGCGCCCUGGAGAAGGUCCUGGGCACGGUGCGCGCGGUGCGGCCGAGGAUCGUGACCGUGGUCGAGCAGGAGGCCAACCACAACUCCGGCACAUUCCUUGACCGCUUCACGGAGUCGCUGCACUACUAUUCCACCAUGUUCGAUUCUCUCGAGGGCGCCGGCUCCGGCCAAUCCACCGAUGCCUCUCCGGCCGCGGCCGGCGGCACGGACCAGGUCAUGUCCGAGGUGUACCUGGGCCGGCAGAUCUGCAACGUCGUGGCAUGUGAGGGCGCGGAGCGCACGGAGCGCCACGAGACGCUGGGUCAGUGGCGCAGCCGCCUCGGCGGCUCCGGGUUCGAGCCCGUGCACCUGGGCUCCAAUGCCUACAGGCAGGCGAGCACGCUGCUGGCACUCUUCAACGGCGGCGACGGGUACAAGGUGGAGGAGAAGGAUGGGUGCCUGACCCUGGGGUGGCAUACGCGCCCGCUCAUCGCCACCUCGGCGUGGCACCUCGCCGCUCCAUGA
Messenger RNA from Miscanthus lutarioriparius, 1329 nucleotides. The record is from the annotation of a GenBank genome assembly. Lineage: Eukaryota; Viridiplantae; Streptophyta; Magnoliopsida; Poales; Poaceae.